Molecule: messenger RNA, 517 nt
Organism: Clunio marinus
Lineage: Eukaryota; Metazoa; Arthropoda; Insecta; Diptera; Chironomidae
Source: the annotation of a GenBank genome assembly
UUUCAUAUUGAGUCAAAUAUUGAGUGAAAUGAAGUUAAAGUAUUUUGUGAUUAUGCUUGUUUCACUAACUGUUAACAUUCUUAGUGGGAAUGCAAGGGAAAUAAAAUUCACUGAUCAAUGGAGAGAUGAGAAUUAUUUGCCAAGUGAAUUUGAUAACAUCAAUUUUCAAACAAACAUUCAUAAUAAUAAAAAAUUACAAUUCCAUUUGCCCUUCUCUUAUCAUUAUCCUUCGGUUAAUUGGCAUCAUCCUGAAAAUUUGGAUAUAGUUGAUAAGCAUAAAGGCAAAUGGCCGUUUUCAAAUUUAUUUGGAUUUAUAUUUGGAGGUUCCGGAGUUCAAAAUGAAGAUGCAUCUACAACGGUAUCAACAUUAGCCACUCCUACAUCAACAACUUCGACAACGACAACUACAACAACUGAAAUUCCUCCAUUUAGAACCGCUGUAGGUGUGAGAACUCGAAGGCCAACAAAAUAUAAAAAAAAUUGUGAAUGCUCAAAAGUCAUUAAAAUUGAAGAUUAA